Messenger RNA from Sporothrix brasiliensis 5110, 1845 nucleotides. RefSeq names its product NADPH-dependent fmn FAD containing oxidoreductase. The transcript has 3 exons. The coding region runs from base 1 to 1845 and encodes 614 amino acids. The record is from RefSeq and is a predicted model, not a curated record. Lineage: Eukaryota; Fungi; Ascomycota; Sordariomycetes; Ophiostomatales; Ophiostomataceae. Gene Ontology annotation, molecular function: oxidoreductase activity; flavin adenine dinucleotide binding; FMN binding. Gene Ontology annotation, cellular component: cytosol.
AUGUCUCUCUCAAACAGGCGUAUUCUCAUACUGUAUGGCUCGGAGACGGGCACGGCCCAGGACAAGGCCGAGGAAAUCGACCGGAUGUGCCAGCGGCUACGGUUCCACACUGAUCUCGAUGCAAUGGACAAUGUCAAGCUGAACGACCUCCUACAAGACUAUGAACUCGUCUGCUUCGUCAUUGCUACAACAGGCCAAGGCCACUUCCCGAACAGCUCGCGCAAGUUCUGGAAGGACCUCCGGCGAGCCAAGCUACCACCAAACUGCCUGGAGACACCGAUUCCAGAGGAGGAGCCACUUCCACCUCGCUACACGCUAAGCGUGCGGCUUUCGGACGCAAAAGGAGCGCCCAUGCAGGAACAGGCGGACGAAGCAAGAUCCUCACCAGACUUUCCGCCGCCCCUUCUACUACCUCACCCAAACGUCAACAGCGCCGUUGUCAUUAGCAACAAGCGAGUCACCCCGUCUGACCACUGGCAAGACGUUCGCCUCAUAGAGCUGGACGUGACUUUCCCGUUGGUUCAUGGCAUGGCGUACGAACCUCUUCCUGGCGACCGAGUCGUCGUGUAUCCCAAGAACUACCCGUCGGACGUUCAAAAGCUGAUUGAUCUCAUGGAAUGGGGUUCAGUCGCCGACAAGCAAAUUUCACUCGGCGCACAGUCGCCCAAUGGGCUUUACCCUGCCGAAAACAGCACUCUCCGGGACCUCCUCACACACAACAUUGACUUCAUGGCCGUUCCAUCACGGUCUUUCCUGCACAAGCUUGCUUUUUAUACAACCAACGUGGACCACAAAGAGAAGUUGUUUGAGCUUGUUCAGCCCGACGCAUCCCAGGAGUUCUACGACUUCACCUCCCGGCCACGGCGGACGAUCUUGGAGGUGCUUGCCGAGUUCUACUCCUCCAAAAUCCCGUACGAGGCAGUACCCGAUGUGUUCCCCAUCAUUCGUGGUCGCGAGUUCAGCAUUGCCAAUGGUGGGAAGCACUGGAAGAAGAGACAAGUCAUCAAAAGACAGCAUGAAACGAGCGAUGACGAUGCGCAUCGGGACGGCGCGGUUGUCUACCGACUUGAUGUUCUCGCCGCGUUGGUGGAGUACCGGACCAUCAUCCGGAAACCACGGGAAGGUCUGUGUUCACGAUACCUCAAGAAUCUGCCAGCAGGCACUCCUUUGCAUGUGGGCAUGAAACGCGAGACGCCACCGCCAAACGGAAGCAUUUCUGCCGAGCGGCCUCUGAUUGGCAUCGCAACGGGCACCGGCGUCGCCCCAGUCCGCAGCCUGAUCCACGACAGGAUGCGGUCUUUACCGCGCGCCGAGACAGUACUCUUCUUUGGUUGCCGCAACAAGGGUGCCGACUUCCACUUCCACGAGGAGUGGGCUGGCACCGAGGAUCUGACGGUUGUCCCUGCGUUUUCGAGGGAUCCGAAGGAUCCUGAACAACCCGAGCCGGAGGCAAACCCAGCGCCCACUCCUAAGGUAACCCCGGACAUCAAGAAGACAACCGAGAAGCAGGCUAUCAAUGGCUCAAGUGGCACAAGCGGCACAAGCGGCACAGAAGAACAGUCAGCAACGACUGAGCCCAGCGUGGUCGUGUACUCGUAUGACGAGGGCAAAAACUACGUGCAGCACUUGAUCCGGCGCCAUGCAGACAAAGUGUGCGAACUGCUUCGGAAAGAUGCCAUCAUCUGCCUGUGCGGCAACAGCGGGCGCAUGCCAAAGUCCGUCCGUGAAGCGCUGCGUGAUGCGGCAGUCUCGGGCGGGUUCUGCAAGGACCCGGAAGAAGCGGAGAAGCGAUUGUUUGACGAGAAGGAUCCGAACAAAGUAGUCUACUGGGAGGAGACAUGGUAG